Messenger RNA from Mobula hypostoma (lesser devil ray), 1885 nucleotides. RefSeq names its product renal cancer differentiation gene 1 protein-like. The coding region runs from base 739 to 987 and encodes 82 amino acids. NCBI's taxonomy places the organism in Eukaryota, Metazoa, Chordata, Chondrichthyes, Myliobatiformes, Myliobatidae. The record is from RefSeq and is a predicted model, not a curated record. The transcript has 2 exons.
AUGCACUCUGGUAAAUGUAGUCCAGGAACAGUGAGGCAUUGCGGACUCCGCGCUGGCUCCCGGGCCGUCUUCAAUGGGAAAAACUGAUUUCGGGUGCCGUCAGGCCUUUACCGUAUUAAUGCUGUUACCGGCUCGAACAGCCUUUUAGUACACAAUCUGCCCCUGUUCACAGUAACUUAUAUAUAUAUAUUUUUUUUCCCCCGUAGAUGCUGCCUGACCCGCUGAGUUCCCGCAGCAUUUUGUGUGCAUUGCUUUGGAUUUCCAGACUUUCCUCGCGUUUAUGAUUUUUAUACAGUUUGCCGUUCUCUGCGCCUCAUUCCCAAGUGUGCGUUUGAAUUCCCGCCUGUUUGACUGGGUGUCAAGUUUAAUUUAAUAAUUAUCUAAUUAAAUAAUCUCGAAAGUUUGUUAAAACUGCUUUUAUUAAUAUAAUCUUUUGAAAAAGUCAUUGGGCAAACUGAGUACAGCCUUUACACAUUGGAAUUAAACGGUUGGAAGUACGUGGCAUCACAAAUUGCCCGAAAGGGAGAUGAUUUUAACUUGAUCUAAGCCCUUUUUUCAAAUUAAAGACAAAUAAUCACGGACUAAAGUCGUUCGUUUCUCAGCUAAUCGUUUAGAUGUGGAUUAACAAUCAGCGUCGAUUCCUGCUUCCACGUCAGGUACAGGGCGGGACUGGCCAGGCGGGGUCUUCGUUCGGCGCGCGAUUUGACGGUUGCUGUGGCGGAGUGCGCGCGGGAGAAGAUGUCGUUGUCAAACCGUGGCGCGAGUGAAGGGGCGGGGACGGCGGCGGCAGGCGCACGACAGCUGCAGGAGCUCGAGCUGCAGAUCGACCAGACUGCUUUGUAUUUAACUAAAGUUUGGGAAAUCACAUCAUCACUCUCAGCUCAAGUAGAAGACCUGAGUGCAAAAUGUUCAGCAAAUACGCAGUUUUUGAAAGCAUGGAGGGAUCUUCUCAAAGAGGGAUAUGAAUCCCUGAAACCAUGCAAUUGAUCAGAAAGAUGCACAAUAUUAUCCUUCACGAAGAAAGAAUGUGAAUUUUCAUGAUGGAAGCAUGAUGAAUUGCUUUAAAGUCAAAGAAACUGUCAUGAAUAGUAAAUCAAAUUUAAGCUGCAUUUUAUAGCUAUCUCAUGCUGUUGUGAAGGAUGAUAAAUAUGGUGCACUUAAGGAUGUUUUAUAACUUUUGUAAAUCAUUACUACUUUGAUCCCUAAAUAAAUGUUUUGUCAAUGAACUGAAAAUUUUUUUGCAUCUUUUAAGUUCAAUAUCUUUGAAUUGGCAGGAGGACGAAUUGAAUUUGGGAAUUUAUCUUUGGAACAGAAUUAGUACUUUAUAGUUAAAUGUAGAUUUGUACUUAGUUAAAACUUGAUUACUUUAUAAAAUUCUGAGCAAAAAGUAGGGUAGAGACUGGUAAAUUUUCAUUACAUCAUUUCCCUUGAUUACUUUUCUUGAACCCACUUCAGUGUUUGGAAACACAAUUAUUGAAUUAUCCCAGUAGUAAAUUGAUUUCCAGAAUCUCCAUCAGCAUAGGUGCACCGCAAGGCUGUGCUUAGUCCCCUGUAUUAAACACAGCCCGUCACUCUCAUCCUGUCCAUCUUCAUGGUGCAUUGGUUCAGAAAAGCCAACAGUGUAGUCAAGGAUGCCUGCCAUGCUAGCUAUUCCCUUACCUCUCUUCUAACUCUUGGGAGAAGAUAAAGGAGCUUAAAAGCUCUGACAAUCAGACUCAAGAACAGUUUCUCUACUUCUGAACCAAUCAACUCUUUGACACCCAGAGAUGCUGCCACCUUAUUGGACUUUUAAUUCUGUUUCUGUUAUUCUGUAUUGUCACUUUAGCAUUUCUUUUUGCACUACUUCAGUACCGUAAUGUCACAAAGCAACUAAUUUUGCACUUGU